Molecule: messenger RNA, 1407 nt
Organism: Aspergillus costaricaensis CBS 115574
Lineage: Eukaryota; Fungi; Ascomycota; Eurotiomycetes; Eurotiales; Aspergillaceae
Product: kinase-like protein
Exons: 6
Coding region: 1-1407 (468 amino acids)
Biological process (GO): protein phosphorylation
Molecular function (GO): protein kinase activity; ATP binding
Source: RefSeq, a predicted model, not a curated record
AUGCUUACCGCCCUGCUGCAGCUGAUGCUGGGUUGGGGGCAAACAAAGACGGAAUGCUGCAGCAGUCGCGCCGCCCCCUAUCUUCGAAGUCAAGAGAGAGACAACCCAUCUCGUUCUGCAAUCAUGAACCUCAACCCCCCAAUUAUGUUGAAACUGCGUUUUCGUAUCCCUCGUUUCCCUUUUUCUCUCAUGAGAACAGUGACUUCACAAGGGCUUCCUCCAAGACAGUUCCCUACUUCGGGCUAUGUAACCUUAGAUCCCCUAGAUAAGAUUGAGGAAGAGACCUUACCAUUAUAUAAACCGGAGAAUUACUAUCCCGUUUUCAUUGGCGAAGUUUUCGGUUCCAGAUACCAAGUGGUUUCAAAGCUGGGAUAUGGCACUUCCUCUACUGUUUGGCUUUGCCGGGAUCUUCGGGAGGGGAAUCACUAUACCUUCAAAAUGUGUGCAAAGGGUGAAAGCUCUGAUCGAGAAAUUGCUAUCUCGAAACAUUUGGAGCAAUCCGUUAGUGAAGGCAGAAAAAGGAUGCUCCGCAUGGUCCUUGACUCCUUUGAUGUUGUUGGACCAGAAGGGAGAUUGUUUGUCUGCCUGAUAUACCAGCCUCUUGGAAUGAGUUUCACUGAGUUUCAAGAUUUGCUUCCCGAUCAAAGGUUCUCGAAGGACCUCAUCCAAAGAAGCACCCAGCUUAUAUUAGCAGCAUUGUCUUCUAUGCAUGAGAGCGGUCGGCUGGAUGAUAACUGUAGACAACGUGAGCUGAUGAUUGCAGAUAUUUCACCGAACAAUAUACUUCAAGGAGUGAGAGAUAGCUCUAUAUUAUCCAAGAUGGAGGAAGAUGAAUUAAAAGGGCCGAUUGCCCGAAAGGUUCUGAGCGAUCGGAAUAUUCACUACUCCCGCCCCAUGCCUGUCUGUUCAGGUCUUCCUGUGGUCUCCGAUCUAGGUGAAGCUAGAUUCGGAAAAGAAAAGUACUAUGGUGAUAUUAUGCCGGGGAUUUAUCGCGCGCCAGAAGUCAUCUUAGGAAUGGAAUGGGAUUACAAGGUUGAUAUUUGGUCAAUUGGCAACAUGGUUUGGGAUCUUGCAGAGGGCCAUCAUCUUUUCUUUGCCAAAGAAAACGGAACUCUCAGCGAUGAGCAACAUCUGGCUGAGAUGGUAUCUCUAAUGGGCCCUCCACCGCCAGAAUUCCUAAUGAGGAGCAAUUGGAAAGGCUCUCUAUGUAUACCAGAGCAGACUUUUGGGCUCAGAGAGCUGCAUUUUUCUGGGGAGGACAAGGUUCUUUUUCUAAACUUCUUGCGCAGGAUAUUUCGAUGGCUUCCGGAAGAACGUCCGACAGCAGAAGAGCUUGUGUAUGAUGAUUUUCUAAUGCAGCCGAUCAUGAUAAAGGAGAUCAAUAAGUUGGGGGCUCGAUUUGGGUAG